GACCAGCAUGCAUGAGAAGAAAGUUAUGGAAUUAAUGCUAGACUACUUAUAAAACACGUGUCCUUCAUAGUGUAAUUGUAGUAGUUGUAGUAGUAAUAGCUCUCUCCCACUCAAACUUCUUACAUAUACAUUCCCUCUCAAGUCUCAACUCCACUGGGUGUUCUUUUUCUUUCCCUUGAUAGUCAUAUAGAUGGGAUCAGUUUCACUGAAAAUUGGUGAUGGCACAGCCAGAUUCAACAGAGCAACUCUAUGUUCUUCAGCUGUUAAUCUUCUCAUGUUAUUCUCUAUUAUCACCACCAAUCUUUUUGCUUUAUAUGCUUUCACAUCUUCACCAGAGCCAGAGCACCACUCUUUUCACCUUUCUCAUCAAAAAAACAUCUCACUCAUCUCAGAACAAGUCUCUUUGAUCCUAAGAGAGAUUGAUGCUUCCCAGAAAAAACUUACCCAGAUGGAAAAAGAUCUUCUUGGUUAUGAAAGCAUUGAUCUUUCAGACCCUAGUAUCCCAACUGAGCUCAAGAACUUUUUACAGCAUCAUCAACUUCCUUUAGGUAAAGAUUCAAGAACUGGGAUUACUGAAAUGGUUGCAUCUGUGGGGCAUUCUUGUGGGAAAUCUUUAGAUUUGAUGGCCCAGUUUAUGAAGUAUAAGGUUAAUGGGCCUUGCCCUGAAGAUUGGAGUCUUGGUCAGAGACUGAUUUUGCAAGGAUGUGAGCCUUUACCUAGGAGAAGAUGCUUUGCUAAGUCAAUUCCUAAGGUUGGUUUACUUCCUUAUCCUAAUUCACUUUGGAAAAAUUUUAGUGAUAGUAUUUUUAGUUGGAGUGGUAUUGGUUGUAAAAACUUAGCAUGCUUGAAUAGUAAGAAAUUAAAUAGGGAUUGUGCUGGAUGUUUUGAUCUUGUAAAUGGUUAUGAAAAAGGGAAAUUUGUUAAGGGUAGGGGUAAAAAUGAUUUCUUGAUUGAGGAUGUGUUGGCUUUAGGGAGUGGGGGAACAAGAAUAGGAUUCGACAUUGGAGGUGGCUCCGGAACUUUUGCUGCUAGAAUGGCGGAAAAGAAUGUAACUGUAGUUACAGCUACUUUGAAUGUGGAUGCACCGUUUAGUGAGUUUAUUGCAGCUAGAGGGCUUUUUCCAAUAUACCUUAGUAUUAAUCAUAGGUUCCCUUUUUACGAUAAUGGGUUUGAUUUGGUUCAUGCUGCAAAUGGGCUAGAUAUUAGUGGCCGUCAGGAAAAAUUGGAGUUUUUAAUGUUUGAUAUUGAUAGGAUUCUGAGGGCUGGUGGUUUGUUUUGGUUGGAUAACUUUUUAUGCACUAGUGAUGAAAAGAAGAAGGUUCUUACUAGGUUGAUCGAACAAUUUGGAUAUAAGAAGUUGAAAUGGGUUGUGGGAGAGAGGAUAAAUGGAGGAGGCAAUUCAGAGGUGUAUUUAUCAGCAGUUCUACAGAAACCAGUUAGAGUAUGAUAGGAAAAUAGGUUUGUGGAAUUUGAGAUGGUGGUUAGUAAUUCAGAUUCUCGUCACACAGAUUUUGUGUAAGCUUAUAACUAAAGUUUAUCAUGAUAGUUCUUUCUCAGCUUGCAAUAAACAUAGUGCAUUUGUUGUUAACAACAAGAACGGAUGAUGAAGAUUAAUACAAAGAAAGGUGUUACCUAAAUAGAGAUUUUUUUUUCCUCUAUCUGGAUGGGAUUAUAGGAAUUCAGAAAGCAUGUCAUUGGAGAAAUACUACAUACACAUAAUUAUCAUUUUAUAUCUGACAAAAGUGAAAAAAAUCUGGAAUUCUAGCCUGUUUAACCGCUUCCUGAACUAUGCUGGAACUCUUGUAACAUACUUAUAAUGUCAUAUAUCUUCUUCUAUGAAUAUCAAGGAUAUGAAAUUUGAUAAGUUAGAAGUUAGAAUUUAAAGUUAGUAUCUGUUUAUUGUCCUCUGUAUCGUGUCUUCCUAUGUGAUGGUGAUUGUUGAUGUUUAGAAGUAAACCUUGACUCUUAUAGUUGUCAUGAAAUAUUUUCCCUGCAGUGAAUAUAUGAAAGGAGUUUACAUAGUUAUGUUCUAUGUUUUCCGCAGCAUGAUAAGUACUAUCACAUAACCAAGAAAUAUGAUAAGUCUAAUGCAACGUUGCCUCCUGUUUCCCAUUUUCCCUUCUUAUUUACUUUAGAUAGACCCCAACUUAUUGGUAUUAGACCUGCUGCAAACUACCUUUCUAUCAUGAAGAGGGUUCCUAAGAGCACCAGAUAUUGGUAACUUGGUGGUUCGUGUGAUUAGCUCUCUGUAAAUAACGAGUAAACGGGGGCAGGAGUGAACGCUGAGGGCCAGUCAGAUCAGGUAGAUAUGAAAGUUUUUCUUUUAUUCUUCGUUCUUUAUUUUUCCGACUUCAUCACCCUGCUGCUAUCUAUCCGUCAGCUAUCUAUCCGUCAUCAAGUGCUCUGUGCAGAAAAUUUCCAGGGACAAAUAAUGUAGUUUUAGGUUACACUCAGUCAUAACUAUGGAUUAGUGAUGAUUUUAAACUUGGCGUAUGGCUGUUGGUUAUAACUCAAGCCUCAUUUCCUUUUCUCGUUCGAGUAUUUCUGGUUUGUUGCAACAGAAGUUUGGGAGCCUGUUUCGGUACCCCUGCUUCUCUUCUACUUGUGUAGUCUUGUGUGUAGUUUGUUCAGUUUGUUUUCUGGUAUCAUAAAUCUCUUUCUUUCUCUUUAAUAUUUAGACAGUAUCCCAGUAAUCUGGAAUGCAAACCUUGGGAUUUUGUUUUGCGACUAAUACAAAAUUUUAAAAAGCCUGGUUGAGGAGAGUUGAUAUGCAAUAAAGAGUACAAUAAACAACUGAGUUUUCAUAAGCUUAUCAACCAAAUUUCAAUACAUUUCAACUUGAGCUUAAAUAUGUCCAAGAUUAUAUUAUCUCGUCCUAAAGACCUUUAAAACCUCAAAUGUAUUUCUUGCUGCUUUAGAGUAAUAUCCGAAAUAAAAAAGCAAAAAAAAAAAAA
Daucus carota subsp. sativus is the source of this 2954-nucleotide messenger RNA. Its product is annotated as probable methyltransferase At1g29790. Lineage: Eukaryota; Viridiplantae; Streptophyta; Magnoliopsida; Apiales; Apiaceae. The transcript has a single exon. The coding region runs from base 191 to 1447 and encodes 418 amino acids. Gene Ontology annotation, molecular function: methyltransferase activity. The record is from RefSeq and is a predicted model, not a curated record.